Messenger RNA from Cyclocybe aegerita, 807 nucleotides. The record is from the annotation of a GenBank genome assembly. NCBI's taxonomy places the organism in Eukaryota, Fungi, Basidiomycota, Agaricomycetes, Agaricales, Hemipholiotaceae.
AUGGCAAGUCCAGGUGCUCCUGCUGUUGAUGCGGCACCCAGCGUGGUUCUGCCACUGUCUGGUGACCCGCCUCAAGCCGCGGAUCGCAACCCACCACUGCAGCUCUCGUCGUCGGAAGGAGAUGCAUUCAGGUCAAGGGAGGGGAGUCCGCGACAUAUUUUGCUCGACGCCGAACCCGGAGCACCUGGAGGCUCGCCACCCAGAGAUUUCUUUAUGUCCCCCACCAGCGAAAGGUUUGGCAACGCUGAUUUGCACCGUAAUGGCAGUACCUGGGACGGUGAACAACCUCUGCCUCCUCUGCCUCCAGUUCGUCUCAUGGAGCCUUCAAUCAGGCGGCAUAGAACCGUGGACACGCUCCCAAUGAUGGAGAGGAAGGAGGAGAAGCAGAAUGGCAUCGGCUUCACGGUCGGAGAACGCCUGCAGCCCACCAUAGACGUGGCUCUUGCUGAGCGAGACAAGUAUGUAUCAAAGGCGAAGAUGACUGGAUACGCCCUCAAUGCGGCUAUUGGAAUGCAAGUUCUCCUGGGUUCGUUAACCACUGGAUUAUCGGCUGUUGCGACGGCAGGGAGAUCAGCGGCGGUUCAGACGACGAUCCUUGGUGCCCUCUCGACCAUUGUCGCAUCAUACCUUGCCCGCGCACGAGGUUCAAACGAACCUGAACUCUCCAUCACGCGAACGAAAGACCUUGAACAAUUCAUUCGGGAAUGUCGGGCAUUUCAACUGGAUAACGGGCACUGUAAAGGGGAUCAAUACGACAAUAGGGGGAGUCAGAGUGGGCGAUUUUCGACGAUUCUGGGGCGAUUCUGA